AUGACAGGAAAUUCCACAAACGAUGAUUCUAAGUUAUCUGUAGAAAUUAUCUUGUACAUUAUGCCGAUCACUGGAAUCAUCGCCAACACAUUCGCCAUUCUUUCCUCUGCUAGACUGCUUCAGCUACAACCGCUUAGCCCUAAUGUCUUCGUGCUUGGAUUAUCAUGCAUCGACUUGAUCUCCAUCACAUUUUUUUGUGUUCCAUCUUGGUUAUUCCACAUCAAAGGCGAAUGGGUUGGCGGGAAGAAACUUUGCGACUUCCAGGGAUUUGUCUUCCUAUUUUCGACGCUUUGUUCAGCGUUCUUAGCAACUUUAAUGGCGGUCGAUCGCUGCAUAGCCGUCACCAAACCAUUUUUUCAUCGCAAAACAAUGACAGUAAACAAGGCAAAAGUGCUACUGUCAGGAGCUAUAGCAGCGUCCUUGUUCGUCGCGUUUUUUCCCAUCUUGAAAUUUGGAAGCUUUAUGAGAAGCUCAAGUGGCUCUUUUUGUACUUUAAACUGGUUUCCGAAAAACGCGCUUGACCGCGCGUUCUGUGCGUUUUACGCAGUUCUCGGUGGUCUACCUGCGACCGUAGUCCUAUUUUGUAACAUAACAGUCAUCUGGGAACUGUUUAGAAACAGGAAACGGCGGGUAUCGGUGACGAACAUGAUUCUUCCUGGAGCACGACGGAUGGCACAGUUUAGAAACAUCGAACGAGAGGACACCGAAAUACAGUUCUCAAGAACGAUGGUACUAAUUUCUGUAGUGUAUCUCUUUGGCUGGAUUCCAUUCAUGGUAAGAAUUUAUCUAGUUGAAGUAUCUUGAGCAGAGUGUCGAAUCCCCCAAAAAGUUUGAAGUACCUCACAUUCAUAAGGCCUCAAAAACCUUUCAAAUAAUAUGCUCUCAAGGUAUGAAAAUGUAUAAGAUUAAGUUUAAAGGUAAAGAUCGGCUAAGUGAGCGAUAUAUUGACUACCGGUUAUUACGGUAAUUUUUUUUUAAAAAGGAAAAAAAGAAUAGAAUAUUUCUUAACAAUAGUUUUCGAUGAACGGCCAGACAAGUAAUAUUUACAACCCGAUUAAAUAUGUUCUGCCCUUUGUUUACUUUGAAUUCUUCAAAAAUACCUUAUAAAUUCGUGCUAUUAUCGAUUUGAUUACUCCAAAAUUGACUGAGAAAAAAAGGUGUUUGAAAAGGAUGAGGCGAGCUUAAAAUUUCGUUUGGAAGCUGUCCAUGACAAAAGGCCUGCGAAGCAACGCACAAAAAUAACGUUAUGGCUUUUGGAAAAAAAACAACAACAACAAAGAAAAACAAAGCAGAGAUCGAAUAUCUUCUGUUAACUUAUGAAAUAUUGACAUUUACCUAGGACUGACAGAAGGAACACCACUGUCAUUGAAGAAUUCUUGAUAAGUUUUAAACGUCUCUAUUAUUCAAUCGGCUCGAUCAAUCAGCAUUCAAUUUUCUAAACUUUCUUUAAAUUUAAAAACAGAAAAACAUAUGCGAAUAGAUUCAUGACCACGUACUAGCAAACCUUAUGUUCGCAUGACGUAACGUUUCAAUGGCAACCACGUUUGGAUUGACAAAUUGGCCAAAUUAAAAACCCCUUGUAAAUCCACUUUUGGUUCGAAAGCAUUGAUGGUAGGUUUUUUUUGCUGCCAAAAAUAUCCUUCCAUUACGAUUACUAACUUGUAAGCCAAAUUCAUUUCAAUGAAUGAUCGGACGCUGAAUUUUUUUGCCACUUUUCGCUUCAUAGCGCCAAAAAUUAAUUCACACUACCGGAUGAAAUAAUUUAUUUUUGUUUACUUUCAAGUUUUUUAAAUAUUCUGCCUGAAUGUUUAACUUUAAUUUAGAUUUGAUCACUCCAGAAUUUAUUUAUGAAAAGAAGACGUCCAGUUCACCGAAAGUUAAAAGAGAAACUGAAAAUAUUGGGGCAAUACUUGCUCAUGACGAUAAAAGCGUUCGCUAUCAAAUCGAUUCUUUUUUCAACCAAAACCUUUUUUUAACUCUAAUACUAACUCUACAAAGAUUGGUGAGAGAGGAACACUUGUUUAGUGAACCCGUUAGGAAAAUUUUUAAGCCUGUACCUUUGGAGUCCGUCGGAGCAAUCGGCAUCGUAUCAAAAUCAAAAUCAAUCGUGAAGACAAUCUUGUCAACUCAAAGGUAAACUUAUGUCUGCAAGAAAUGAGGUUUCCUGGAUAACUAGGUUUCGAAAGCUCACUCGAAUUAGUCACAUAAUUCAUUCCUUUUAUAUCUUCCUUUUCUUCGAGAGAACUGAUAAGUAGUACUAAAAACGUCGAUUCAAUGUAAUUCUCAUGAGCUCUCUUCAUUCUGAACAGUUCAGGAAUCACCCCCUAUGGUCGGGUCUGCCGAAGAACAUUAUUUGCUUUUCAUCCACCAAUAUUUCCGACCUCUACGCCUGGUUUUGACUGAUUGUGUUAUAAAUAAUAACAGAGAAUAACAGAGCCCAGAAGCAUGUAUAACUCUUCAACGAACUUAUUUUAUUCUUAGCCAAUCAGAUGAUUAAAAUAGACCGAUGUGAACACCCUCGUUCGCAAAAUUUCCCGCGCUUUUUCAUCGAAAACCAAGCUUUGCUGCAAAUCGUGAUUGGUUCGUUGCACGAUUCAUCAUCACCGUGAUUGGUCUUAAGUCAGCCUCCGUUUUAGUCUCAUGAAAGCCUUCUGGAACCCUAGAAUACUGGUCAUUUCUGAAAAUCCGCCUUAAUUUUUCAGGUCCGUCUAAUAGGGAACGCUUUUUACCACUGGGAAAACAGCACUGCAGAUCUUCUUGUCUGCUCGUUUCUUCUGCUAAACUUCAUCGCUGACCCUUUUAUGUAUGUCCUUACACGAAAACAAUAUCGUCAAGUACUUAAGAUGAUGUUAUUGUGUCGAUGCAAAGGAAGGCUAAACAAUCGUGUUUUUCCCAUCACCGGUCACAGGUAAGAAAACUUCCAGUUGAAGGAACUGACCAACACAGCGGUCAAACGUAGUGCAUGCGCAAAGGGGAUCAAUUUUGGCCGGCUGCACGCCAAUUUCCCGCGCAAAAUUUCAUAAGAAAACAUAAGACACAACCGCUGUCACGCUAAACAUGCGAAAAAAUCAUUGACACGUUCAUAUAAAUUUGUAAAGGGAAACACAAGUUGGAAAAAGGAAAACUCGAGACCUUUUGCUGCUAACAAGGAGGAUUUUUUUCCACUAUUUUCUUGACCUUAAUGUAUGAUUAAGAGGCGAUACUUCAAAGGGAAAUCAGAUGGUAGUCAAUCUUAGAGGCUCAACCUUUCAGCUCAUCUUCUCGAAGCGAAGCGGUCAACUACUAACAACAGAUAAAAGUUGAUGGUAAUAUAAUAUUUCUACCCCAGAGUGUGUGCUAUUCGAAAAAUUCCACGAUUUGUCCGAAUCAUGCGCUAACAUAGCCCAAAAUCAUCGGUUUAUAACGUGCAAAAAGAUUCAAGUUGAGAGGCUAAUCUCAGAACCGCUUGAUCGAAUUAUGACGAACCUCACUUCAAUUUGUAAAAAAGCAAACUAACCCUACCCCAGACGUUAUGCCAUUCAUAAUUGAGAGAAGAGAACCUAGAUAGGUCUCGCUUCUUUUUCUUUUUUGCGAUGAAAAGUUGUAGACAUUCUUUUUGCAUCAUACGAAUCUUUCCCCGACUCUUUCGGGGUAUUUGUAUACGUUCAACUGCUAAAGGUGAUAUGUUUCAAUAUUUGCCCUCUUAUUUCAGUCAACAUCCCAGCAUAUCAUCAGCGAGUCUGCAAGCCCUUUGUUUCUCAGCAAAUGAACAGCAGCUGAAACAACUACGGGAGAUAUUGAAGAGUGCCUCACCACAUCCAUCCAGAAUGGAAGACAGAGAUAAACAGAAAGACAAGACCAGUUGUCUUGAAUCCACUCAGCCGCUAGGAAAUACAGGAAACCUUCCUCAACAAACCGAAUGCUUCUAG
Molecule: messenger RNA, 3908 nt
Organism: Pocillopora meandrina
Lineage: Eukaryota; Metazoa; Cnidaria; Anthozoa; Scleractinia; Pocilloporidae
Source: the annotation of a GenBank genome assembly